GCUAAACCCCUACUAAAUCAAACCGAUAGCAAUGGCGCGGAGAAAACCGAUUACUGCCAAAAAACCGGCGGAGAAGGAUGGGAAGCCGGCGGGGAAGCGGCAGAGCAACGCCGAACGGUCGGCUUACUUCGCCCGGAGAGAAGCCGCUAAGGUGUUGCGCAGCACGCUCCAGGGCGAUGCUCGGCGGCGAGCCAUUGGCUCAAUUAAAUCGCUCGUUUACGGCCCCUCCGUUAGGAACAAGAAGGCUACAUUUGCUCUGGUUUGCGAAACUCUCAAACAUCUAUCAGUUAUUAAGGAGGUUAUGGAAGAGGCAAAUGUUGUAAGUUCCAAAUGGAAGAAGCAGAACGAGCUAUUGUAUAUCAUCGCAUAUGAUCUACUUUUUGGACAGCAAGAUCUAUUAACUGGUGACGCCGAGAAGCAUCUAAUGUCAAAAAAGGAUGCAUUGCAAUCAGCUCUAUCACGGAUUUUGAGGCGCAAGGGACUGAAAAAUGUAGCAGACUUGAUGGCUCUUGAUAAAACGUCUGAACUACAGAAACCUCGUUAUGUUCGAGUUAAUACUUUAAAGAACGACACUGAAUCUGUCAUAAGCGAAUUAAGAAAACAAUAUGUGGUCCAAGAGGAUGACACAGUCCCAGAUUUACUGAUCCUCCCACCAGGUGCUGAUUUACACAAUCAUCCUCUAGUAAAAAAUGGAAGUGUUUUUCUGCAGGGUAAAGGAAGCUCCAUGCCUGCCGUAGCCCUUGAUCCUAAACCCGGUUGGGAGGUUAUCGAUGCUUGUGCAGCUCCUGGGAACAAAACCGUCCACCUUGCUGCUCUCAUGAAGGGCAAGGGUAAGAUCAUCGCUUGCGAACUCAACAAAGAAAGAGUCGAGCGCUUGAAGAAUAAUGUCAAACUCUCUGGCGCAACAAAUGUGAAAGUUAAGCAUGAAGACUUCUUAAACCUUGAUCCUACUGAUCCCUCACAUUCCAAGAUUCGAGCUAUACUUUUGGAUCCAUCAUGCUCUGGAUCUGGGACUGCUCUUGACAGAUUAGAUCAUCUACUUCCAUCGCAUAAUGCAGACGGGUCUGGUAAUGCUGACACAACGCGGCUGCGCAAACUUGCCGCUUUCCAGAAGAGGGUCCUCGAGCAAGCGUUGUCUUUCCCAGCAGUGGAGAGAAUCGUUUACAGCACAUGUUCAAUACAUCAAAUUGAAAACGAAGAUGUUGUCAACUCUGUUCUGCCUCUCGCAUCAUCUCAUGGCUUCAAUCUCGAGACGCCCUUCCCUCAGUGGCCUCGUCGCGGUCUCCCCACGCUUGAUGGCUCUGAACACUUGCUGCGAACGGAUCUUGUAGAAGAUAAAGAAGGGUUUUUCGUUGCUUUAUUUGUUAGGAGAGAGAAUUUUGAAGAUCGUCGUCGGAAGAAGCAGCGCACAACUCAAAAAAGGAAACCUCUCAACUUCUUUGUUGCUAGACUUCUUAAACUGGUUUAAUUUUUCCUCAAAAUUUUAAUACUAGGAGUAGUAUUUAUUUUUCUAUUUUAUAAUAUUAGCAUUUAUUUUUCACAUU
Messenger RNA from Salvia splendens (bonfire salvia), 1544 nucleotides. RefSeq names its product 25S rRNA (cytosine-C(5))-methyltransferase NSUN5. Gene Ontology annotation, molecular function: RNA methyltransferase activity. The coding region runs from base 32 to 1468 and encodes 478 amino acids. NCBI's taxonomy places the organism in Eukaryota, Viridiplantae, Streptophyta, Magnoliopsida, Lamiales, Lamiaceae. Gene Ontology annotation, cellular component: nucleolus. The record is from RefSeq and is a predicted model, not a curated record. Gene Ontology annotation, biological process: rRNA base methylation. The transcript is spliced from 13 exons.